Messenger RNA from Cetraspora pellucida, 347 nucleotides. The record is from the annotation of a GenBank genome assembly. Lineage: Eukaryota; Fungi; Glomeromycota; Glomeromycetes; Diversisporales; Gigasporaceae.
UUUAUCCAAUUGGUAUUGAUCCUGCAUGGCAUGGAUCGGAUAACUUUUUGGUUUUUACCAAUUCGUAUAAGAUGAAAAUGUCAGUUAUCCUAGGUGUUAUCCAGAUGAGUUUUGGUAUCGUCCUUACGGUGUAUAAUUAUACUUAUUUUAAAAAACGAUUAAGCAUCUGGGCUGAGUUCAUUCCUCAAAUGUUAUUUAUGCUAUGCAUAUUUGGCUACCUUGUAUUUACAAUAAUAUUAAAGUGGUCUGUCGACUGGCAUAAACGUGAUGAUAAUGGUAAUUUGGUUUAUGGUGCGCCUCCAGGAUUAUUAAAUAUGUUGAUUUAUAUGUUUUUACAACCCGGUGUU